This is a messenger RNA of Cylindrotheca closterium, 384 nucleotides long. Lineage: Eukaryota; Bacillariophyta; Bacillariophyceae; Bacillariales; Bacillariaceae. The record is from the annotation of a GenBank genome assembly.
AUGAGUGGAAAUGGAGAUAUGCCCGAUGCUGUAAAUCAAUUCUUGGAACGCUCCAAGGUUGCUGGUCCCGCUGUUGGAUUCGGUGGCAUGUUGGGCUACUGUUCCGGCAUGGCCUUUCGCAAAGUGGGAAAGGUUGCUGGUGUGGCCAUUGGAUUGACCUUCAUGGGUGUCCAAACGGCUGCUAGCUCGGGCUACAUCACAGUAAAUUGGGACAAGGUCAAGGAGGAUACUUUUGUCAAGACACUGGACGCCAACAAGGAUGGGAUUGUCAACAUGGACGACGCCCAAAUGCAUUGGAAAAAGUACAGUGACAUUAUGACGGAUCGAGUGCCCAACGCCGGAGGCUUUGCUGCUGGAUUCAUGUUGGGUGCUAGAAGAGGUUAA